AAACACAGAUUGAACUAUAAAUGUCUGCAAGAAGAAGCCUAACAAUCAAGCUAUUUUGUCCCGCUUUGGCGAAGCUGGUUCCAUUGGCGGCUGUGGAAGAGCAACGGCUCGACCUCGGUUCCAUUGCCCGGACCUUUGGACUCGACCCAGCGACGUUGAAGCUCAACGGUCACUUCAUCAGUAGAGGUGUCGAUCUCAUCUCCUCGUCCGUCACCUGGAAGGCCCUCCUCUCCUUCUUCUCUGCUCGAGGUUUGUCUACAGGAGCCAACGAUGCCGAUGCUCUCAUCGUCGACGGCAAACUCUGCAAGGCUGGAACCAAGAGAUCAUGUAACCGUUCAGAUGGAGAACAUGAAGAUCACCAAAAAAAUGAAAACAAUGGUUUUGGUGAUACAAGAAAGCCACAAGUGGAAGAUGACAAGCUGCUGAACAAGAAAAGAAGAUUAGGAAAACAUGAAGCUCAUCCAAUAGCUGAGUGUAAUGUCCUUGGUGUGAAAAGAAAGCCAUGGCUAGAAAACACAAAUCUGCUCAAGAGAAAAAAGAUGGAUCAAACAAACUCAGGUUCUCAAGAGAGACAACAACUCCCAUCCUGUGCCAUUCCGGAUACCCAAUUCAAAUGCAGCUACAUUUUGAAGCGGUCCAGAGAAGAUGAGAUGGUUGCGACUUCUCCUUGCAAAAGAGCAAGAUGAUGUGCCCUUUCCCUUUUUGUUGCAAAGAAAGUGCAAAAUUAUGGGUCUCUCUCCCUUCAUUUUGUCUUUAUUCUCUCCUCUACACACGACAGAGGCAAGUUCUGCAAAGUUUUAAGGUGGUGUUGAAAUCCUAUUCAAAUCUGAAAUAGAAGCAGAAUGUAAAAAAGUUAUAUAUCCGUGAACCUAACCAUCAUGUAUGGAGGAGACCCAGUUUUUAUGUAGUUAAUCUGCUGCUUUAAGAAUGAAGGGAAUGGCUAUA
Molecule: messenger RNA, 945 nt
Organism: Telopea speciosissima
Lineage: Eukaryota; Viridiplantae; Streptophyta; Magnoliopsida; Proteales; Proteaceae
Exons: 4
Coding region: 21-686 (221 amino acids)
Source: RefSeq, a predicted model, not a curated record